Messenger RNA from Ixodes scapularis (black-legged tick), 834 nucleotides. Its product is annotated as BUB3-interacting and GLEBS motif-containing protein ZNF207-like. The record is from RefSeq and is a predicted model, not a curated record. The transcript is spliced from 3 exons. NCBI's taxonomy places the organism in Eukaryota, Metazoa, Arthropoda, Arachnida, Ixodida, Ixodidae. Bases 1 to 834 code for a protein of 277 amino acids.
AUGAACGAAAAUAAGCUGACGCUAUUAGCGGCGACCCUGAGCCUAACAGCAGGUGGGGGGCCGCGGCUUGGGAGCCGAGCGCUGAUCCUCUUCAAGAACCUCCCUGGGCAAAAGCCGCUUCCUCAGCAUGCUCCAGGUCCGGUCAGGAUGUAUCCCCCUCAACUCCUGCCACCACUCUACCCGGCAGGCCCGCUCUUCCACAGAGGGCCAAUGUUCCCGCCGCCACCCCCUUACAUUCACCACAUGCCGCCGUUUAUGCCCUUUGGUCCGGGACUUCCGCCACUGCAUGUCUAUCCGCUGCACGCCCCAGGACCCUUCCAUCCACCGAUGCAGAUACCACUCCCACAACACCCGGUCCAGCCCAUGGUUACCCCUGUCCACAUUCAUACCUUCGGUGGAGGCAACGUUGGCACCAACCUUGCCAGCAGCCUUACGGGAGGAUCUAGCGGUGGUACCAGCGUCUCGGCCGGGCCUACCUACCUCAUUCAGGAGCUGAGACACCACAACACGCCAGCGUCUACCAAAAGCCACAGCGGAGGCGGCGGUGGCUCUGGACACUCAGCAGAGAAGCUCGUCCUCCUGAAGGACUUCAAGGACCUUAAAGCAUUUGGGGCUGGCACUCCCAUCCUAAAAACCAAAAAGGUCAUCGCCCAAAAUUCACACUCGGAUAACCUGAAGGGUCUAGGCGGUGAGAUCCUGCCUCCUAUUGUCUUGAACGCUAACAGUCUCGCCCAGUUCGGUCUCGGAGGUCUCUCUGGGAGCCUGACUGGUGGCCUGGGACCGGGAGGAAUCCAAGACACACUGCUCUUCAAGGGUGGAAAUGCUAUCUGGUGA